Messenger RNA from Myotis lucifugus (little brown bat), 2785 nucleotides. RefSeq names its product phospholipase A2 group XV (gene PLA2G15). Gene Ontology annotation, cellular component: lysosome. The coding region runs from base 44 to 1270 and encodes 408 amino acids. The transcript has 6 exons. NCBI's taxonomy places the organism in Eukaryota, Metazoa, Chordata, Mammalia, Chiroptera, Vespertilionidae. The record is from RefSeq and is a predicted model, not a curated record. Gene Ontology annotation, biological process: ceramide metabolic process; phosphatidylcholine metabolic process.
AGGAGCUGGGAGUCGGCGCCAGGAGUCCGGUCCGCCCCGCGCCAUGGGUCCCCGCCGCUGCCCGCGCCGCGCAGCCCUGCUCCCGGGGGGCCUCCUGCUCCUCCUGCUGCUCGCACACCCCGCGCUUCCGACCGGACGCCCCCCUCCGGUGGUCCUGGUGCCUGGCGAUUUGGGCAACCAGCUGGAGGCAAAGCUGGACAAGCCGAAGGUCGUGCACUAUCUCUGCUCCAAGAAGACGGACAGCUACUUCACGCUCUGGCUGAACCUCGAACUGCUGCUGCCUGUCAUCAUUGACUGCUGGAUCGACAAUAUCAGGCUGGUCUACAACAGGACGUCCCGGGCCACCCAGUUUCCCGAUGGUGUGGACGUGCAUGUCCCUGGCUUUGGGGAGACCUUCUCCCUGGAGUUCCUGGAUCCCAGCAAAAGCAGUGUGGGUUCCUAUUUCCACACCAUGGUAGAGAGCCUUGUGAGCUGGGGCUACACAAGGGGUGAGGACGUCCGGGGGGCCCCUUAUGACUGGCGCCGAGCCCCAAAUGAGAAUGGGCCCUACUUCCUGGCCCUCCGGGAGAUGAUCGAGGAGAUGCACCAGCUGUAUGGGGGCCCCGUGGUGCUGGUUGCCCACAGCAUGGGCAACAUGUACACGCUCUACUUUCUGCAGCGACAGCCACAGGCCUGGAAGGACAAGUAUAUCCGUGCCUUCGUGGCACUGGGUGCGCCCUGGGGGGGCGUGGCCAAGACCUUUCGCGUCCUGGCCUCAGGGGACAACAACCGGAUCCCAGUCAUCAGUCCCCUGAAGAUCCGGGAGCAGCAGCGGACUGCUGUCUCUACCAGCUGGCUGCUGCCCUACAACUAUACCUGGUCACCUGAGAAGGUCUUUGUACGCACAUCCACGACCAAUUACACGUUGCGCGACUAUCGCCAGUUCUUCCAGGACAUUGGCUUCGAAGACGGCUGGCUCAUGCGGCAGGACACGGAGGGGCUGGUUGAAGCCAUGGUGCCACCUGGCGUGCCACUGCACUGCCUCUAUGGCACGGGUGUCCCCACACCAGAUUCCUUCUACUAUGAGAGUUUCCCAGACCGUGACCCUAAAAUCUACUUUGGUGAUGGCGAUGGCACUGUGAACUUGCAGAGUGCCCUGCAGUGCCAGACCUGGCGCAGCCGCCAGGAACACCAGGUCUCACUGCAGGAGCUGCCAGGCAGCGAGCACAUUGAGAUGCUGGCCAAUGCCACGACCCUGGCCUACCUGAAAUUCCUGCUCCUUGGGCCCUGAUUCUUGUGCCAGGCAGGGCUGUGGGAUGGCUUGGCACAGCUGCUGCUCUUGACCUCCCAGGCUGCCGUGGCCCAUGAGUUUAGCAGUUUGUAACUGACCUUUCAAGGCCAUACGUCUUGGGUUAUGAAACAUCUGCCAUUGGGAAGUGCCGUUUCUUACCCUUUCUCUGGGAGAGAGGAAGGAAGAAAUAGUCUGGACUCACUCAAGGGACUCUUAAUGGAGAGAAUGCUGCUGCUGAUGGAAUCAUCGUGACCUCAGGACCGGCAGCAGGUGGAUUGGCUGCACCUGGAUCCAAUCCCCCAACUCAGGGUCCAUGUGUUCCUUCUACUCCUGUGGCCAUUUCACAUGGCCCACUAGGCCCUGGCCCCUCAGACUUCCUGUGAGGGAUAUCACUGAGCUGUCCCUGCCCCCAGACAUCCCAGCGAUGGGCUCCUUGUCCCUAGGGUGAUCCUUCCCACUGGCUGGCCACAGGUACCGCUGCCGCUGGCCACGGGUAGCUGGAGCUGCUGGCUUCCCUGUGGCCUCGCUGCACAACAGCCCAAUUGUGGCUCUCUGGGGCAGCCCGUUUCCCCCUGCAGGCAGGGGUGGGCUGUGUUUUCUGUGGUUCCCAGGCUGUGGGGCAUUCACUCCUACCUCCCUCACCUCCAAGAAUAGCCUAGCUGAGGAGUGGGCAGCAGCCCCCCCAGUUCUGCGGGCUGUAUCCCAGGAGCUCUGAUCCCCUGGUGGGCUGUCACCGGCCAACAGUAUCGAUGCUGGCUCCCUUCACCCUAGAACUGCUAUUCAGGACUCAGUGCCAUAGCCUUUUAGAUCCUGAUGAAGAAAGAGAACUCAAGAUCGGACCAAGGUGACUCAGAGCUUCCCUAACGUGACUUUUUUUUUUUUUAACCUGACCUCUUGCUAACCCCAUCACCAUAUUGUCACCCUGCCAUAGGGUUUCUCUAGCACCCACGUGGGCCGGCACAGGGCUGAGAGGAGGUUGGGCUCCCGCCCACCCUGCCCAGCACCUACCUCCACCAGGCAGCACAGUGGUGUUUAGUCUGCAGGGACUAGUUCAGGAACUUGAGUGGGCCCCUGUGAGAGCCAGGUGCCUUGGAGCCCUCCUGCGGGGUUCCUGUCUGCCCCCGGAUGCUGCAUGGGUCAAGCAUGUCAAACUCAAAGGCUGACACGGGCCAAAUAAACGAGGCAUGCGGCCCGUGGGCUGAGAGUUUGACAUUCUUGGUAUGGUCUUCCUAUGACAGCAGAGCUGGAGAGUCUGUAUCUGCCUUUCGGCAGUGGUCUCUGAGUGGGCAACAGCUAUAGGCCAAGACUUGGUUCUAGCCUCUAGGGUGAGGGCCCAAAACCACAAUCAGGCUGAACUGUGCUGCCCUCCCACAGGUUUCUUUGGAGCCGGAUUUUCUCUGUUGCGUACAUACCCAGCGUCUGUUUCUCCCUGUGUUCCUGAGGGGUGGGCCCCCUAUCGGGCUCUGAGCAGGCUGUAUCUUGAUUGUGGCAAUAAAAGUAUUCUGGAUGCUGUAA